Molecule: messenger RNA, 2257 nt
Organism: Phalaenopsis equestris
Lineage: Eukaryota; Viridiplantae; Streptophyta; Magnoliopsida; Asparagales; Orchidaceae
Product: asparagine synthetase [glutamine-hydrolyzing] 2
Exons: 14
Coding region: 277-2043 (588 amino acids)
Cellular component (GO): cytosol
Molecular function (GO): asparagine synthase (glutamine-hydrolyzing) activity
Source: RefSeq, a predicted model, not a curated record
CAUACUCCACGCAUCAAGAUUCGUGCUAUUAACAUAAUUGUCGGUGAUCCGGGAUUUUAGGAAAUGUGGUGGCCGACACGAGGCAAGAUUCCAAGGGAUCUUCGGCUGGGCGUAGGCGGCGGUAACGCCAGAAAAAGCCCUAAGGCGCAAAAUUCAACGGUUACUUUGGAACCCUCGUUUCUGCUCUCGCCCUUCUACCCAUCGCCCACGGUGCCCUUCGAUAACAGAAGGAGAACAAAUCGUGUUUCGUAAUCGGGCCUCACAGCCGCCGCCGCCAUGUGUGGAAUUCUUGCCGUUCUGGGUUGCUCUGAUACUUCCCUUGCAAAGAGGUCCCGAAUCAUCGAGCUUUCACGCAGGUUACGACACAGGGGCCCUGAUUGGAGUGGCAUACAUUGCCACCAAGACUGCUAUCUGGCUCACCAAAGAUUGGCUAUUGUAGAUCCUACUUCGGGUGAUCAGCCCCUUUACAAUGAGGACAAGUCGAUUAUUGUCACGGUAAAUGGGGAGAUAUAUAAUCAUCAGGAGCUGAGAACAAAGCUCAGCUCUCAUCAAUUCAGAACUGGCAGUGAUUGUGAAGUGAUUGCUCAUCUUUAUGAAGAUUAUGGAGAGGAUUUCGUGGACAUGUUGGAUGGAAUGUUCUCCUUUGUUCUCCUUGAUACUCGUGAUAAAAGCUUUAUUGCUGCACGUGAUGCCAUUGGAAUCACUCCUUUGUACAUGGGGUGGGGCCUUGAUGGGUCUAUUUGGUUUGCUUCAGAAAUGAAAGCCUUAAGUGAUGAUUGUGAACGAUUCAUUUCCUUUCCUCCUGGUCAUAUAUAUUCUAGCAAAAAAGGUGGGCUUCAGAGGUGGUAUAAUCCGCUUUGGUUUUUAGAGCGCAUACCAUCAAGUGCUUAUGAUCCGAAGGUUUUGCGACAAGCAUUUGAGAAGGCAGUUGUAAAGAGGCUGAUGACUGAUGUACCUUUUGGAGUUCUGUUGUCUGGUGGAUUAGACUCUUCUCUUGUUGCUUCGGUUGCUUCUCGCCACCUGAGUGAGUCAAACUUUGCUAAGCAAUGGGGAUCUAAGCUACACACGUUCUGCAUUGGGUUAAAGGGUUCUCCGGAUUUAAAAGCGGCGAGAGAAGUCGCAGAUUAUCUCGGAACAUUUCAUCAUGAGUUCCACUUCACAGUUCAGGAAGGCAUUGAUGCUCUUGAAGAAGUUAUCUAUCAUGUAGAGACAUUUGAUGUGACCACUAUUAGAGCAAGCACCCCAAUGUUUCUUAUGUCUAGGAAAAUAAAGUCUUUGGGUGUAAAGAUGGUUCUUUCUGGGGAAGGUUCUGAUGAAAUAUUUGGAGGCUAUCUAUAUUUCCAUAAAGCACCGAACAAGGAGGAGUUCCACCUUGAAACGUGUCGUAAGAUCAAAUCUCUUCAUCUGUAUGAUUGCUUGAGAGCCAACAAAGCAACAUCCGCUUGGGGUCUAGAGGCUCGGGUUCCUUUUCUCGACAAGAAUUUUGUCAAAGUAGCAAUGGAUAUUGAUCCUGAAUGGAAAAUGAUCAGACCUGAUCUUGGCAGGAUCGAGAAAUGGAUAUUGCGCAAUGCUUUUGAUGAUAAUGAGAGACCAUACUUGCCCAAGCACAUACUUUACAGGCAGAAGGAACAAUUCAGUGAUGGCGUUGGUUAUAGCUGGAUUGAUGGCUUGAAGGACCAUGCCAACCAACAUGUUUCAGAUGCCAUGCUGAAUAAUGCGAGUUUUGUUUAUCCCGAGAAUACCCCAUCGACGAAGGAGGCGUACUACUACCGCACUAUAUUUGAGAAAUUAUUUCCUAAGAAUGCUGCGAGAUUGACGGUUCCCGGCGGCCCAAGUGUGGCUUGCAGUUCUGCCAAAGCAGUGGAAUGGGAUGCAGCUUGGUCUAAAUGUCUCGACCCAUCCGGCCGCGCGGCCGUCGGAGUUCAUUCGGCUGCAUAUGAAUCGACUGCUUCCGAAGCUUCGGCUCAGGAGAAUGGCUCUUCUUUGAUUGAUUUGUCUGAGAAGAAGUUAGGCUACUUUGAAGCACCUACUGUUAGUAUUUGACUGAUUGCUUUUCUUUCUUGGUGCUGAAACAGCAAAGCAGAUUCAGAUGUUUGGAUUUGUAAUUUUGUAUUUUGUCUUUUUUAUUUAUUUAUUUUUAAAUUUCAACUCUUCAUAUAGAUGUCUGGGAAGGGUCUGUGUUUAGGAGUUUAGGAUUGUGAAGCUUUGUUGGCCAAAUUUUAAUUUAAUAGCUUUUUAUAAUAGAAUAAUGUGUUGA